AUGUCAAUUACGCAAGAGCAACUUCGAGCUAUCAUCUUCUAUGAAUGGCAUGGCGGCAUUGGAGCAACGGCAGCAGCCCACAACAUCAACAUCAAAUUGCACGAGGGCGCUACUACCAUCAGGACUGUCAAAGACUCCGACUUCGAAGACAAGCCCCGGUCCAGCGGUGGCGGAGUCUUCGACAGUGACAAGUCCUCACUGUCGAAGACUCCGCCAUUCUCCACCUACGCUGUCGAAGAGGAUCCGAAGAUCAACUUCCGCAGUUUUGCGACGAGACUCGGUUGUAACCAUUCGUCAGUCGCCUCCAGGCCCUUGACUACAGAAAAGUGCUGGCUCGAUGGAUCCCUCACACCUUGA
This is a messenger RNA of Necator americanus (New World hookworm), 357 nucleotides long. RefSeq lists its product as uncharacterized. The record is from RefSeq and is a predicted model, not a curated record. The transcript has a single exon. The coding region runs from base 1 to 357 and encodes 118 amino acids. Lineage: Eukaryota; Metazoa; Nematoda; Chromadorea; Rhabditida; Ancylostomatidae.